Molecule: messenger RNA, 1191 nt
Organism: Paracoccidioides lutzii Pb01
Product: target of rapamycin complex subunit LST8
Exons: 5
Coding region: 1-1191 (396 amino acids)
Biological process (GO): regulation of actin cytoskeleton organization; TOR signaling
Cellular component (GO): TORC2 complex; TORC1 complex
Molecular function (GO): protein binding
Source: RefSeq, a predicted model, not a curated record
AUGAGCGUUAUUCUCUGUACUGCUGGGUAUGACCAUACAAUCCGGUUUUGGGAGGCCCUUUCUGGCAUUUGCUCGCGAACAAUCCAGCACUCAGACUCCCAGGUAAACCGCCUAUGUAUCACUCCAGACAAGCGUUAUGUCGCAGCUGCGGGGCGGGACAAUGUGAAGCUUUACGAUAUCAAGUCCACCAACCCAAACCCCGUUAUGAGCUUCGAUGGCCAUACCAACAAUGUCACUGGUGUUGCAUUUCAUUGUGAAGGCAAAUGGAUGGUCACGAGUUCGGAAGACGGGACAGUAAAAGUAUGGGACACGCGCAUUGGGACCCUGCAGCGAAAUUAUGUACACCAGGCACCGGUCAAUGAUGUCGUAAUUCACCCCAACCAAGGAGAGCUGAUAACAUGCGAUCGUGCCGGCUUUGUUCGGGUCUGGGACUUGGGUGAGAGUAAAUGCACUCACCAACUUCAACCUGAGGAAGAUGUUGCCAUGGCGAGCGUAAGCGUUGCAAGUGAUGGUUCUUUAUUGUGCGCAGGCAACAACAAGGGAAAUGUAUAUCUCUGGCGGAUGAUCCAGGAUCGGGAUCUCACUAAAAUCGUACCAUUCAUCACAUUCCAGGCGCAUAAGGACUACCUCACCCGAGUUCUACUUUCUCCGGAUGUCAAGCACCUCGCCACAUGUUCAGCAGAUCAUACUGCCAAAGUUUGGUCGCUCGAUCCGGCCUAUGGGCAGCCCAGGGAUACUGAUGAAACGACACAAGGGGCAGAUGGAGAGAUAGACAAUGAGAAAUCACAACCCAAGGGUUCGACAGCGGCAGCAACAGACUCGAGACCCAUUACAAACGGCCAACAUGGCGCUUCUCGUGAUGGUAUUCGUGAUGACAUAUUCCUGGAUCCAUCGAAGGGUAAUCAACCCCUUACGGACACCAACGGCUCGACGAACCUGUUUCCUACCCCGUCCGAUGCGCCCAUAGAUCCCAACACCAAUGCCCCAUAUCUUGAGGCUACCUUAGCGAACCAUCAACGGUGGGUGUGGGAUUGCGCAUUCUCUGCAGAUUCAGCCUACCUUGUCACUGUUUCCAGUGACCAUUACGCUCGUUUGUGGGAGCUUUCAUCUGGCCAAAUCAUUCGUCAAUAUAGUGGACACCACCGUGGAGCGGUUUGUGUGGCGUUGAACGACUAUUCAGAACCUCGAUAA